AUCAAAAUGAUCGAGGUAAUAUAUAAAUAAUCAUAUAACAACUAUAAGUGUUCUUUGUCAUGGAUAUGAAUUUCAAACAGUACUAUCAACCAACUAACUUAACUACUGAUAUUCAUAACGCCAACGAUAAUAAUCAAUAUACAGAAAAUCAGCAAACAGAAUUCGACAAGUCAAGUACAAGUGUGAUCGUUUCAAAUCAUAUUAAAGAAUAUGUCCCUAGUACUAUAAUUUCUUCAACUGUAUCAAGUUCGCCUAUUAUUCUUAAUCAGACGUGUAAUAGUAAUUAUGAUACUAUUAAUGAUAACACAGUAACUAAAAUGACAACGGUUACCAAUUUUCCACGUAAUACUACAACAAAUCCAAUAUUCAGUUUUUGGCGAAAUUCAACAAGACGUUCAGGGAAUUGGGGUAGUCGUACUGGUACUAAAAAAUCAUUUGUAUGGAAAUAUUUUUUUCAUCCUGAAUUAAAUUUGGGUACUAAAGAUUUAACUCAUACACAAUGUAUUCUAUGUGAUAGUUUAUUAGCAUUUAAUAAUUCCGGUACAACAACCACUAUGUUAAAUCAUUUAAAAAGUCGUCAUGGUGAAAUUGUCCAACAAGAAUAUCAGCAAUCUAAAAAAUCACGUUGUGCUUUAAUGACAUUAAAAGAAAUGAAUAAAAUGACUAAAAUAAAUUAUAAUUUAACAAGUAAUAAUGCAAAAUUAAUUGACUGGUCAAAUAAUUUGAUUACAUCAACAUCAGAAUCAUUAAAAUCAUCAUCAUCAUCAUCAGGACCACCAGCACCAAUGACACUAUCCUACACAAAUGAACACUAUAAUCCAACUUUAUUAUCAAGGCGUACACAUCGUGGACGUCCACCUGGUUCAUACAGACAUCUUGAUUAUUCAAUGACAAAUCGUAAAUUCAAUCAAAUUAAUAAUAAUAAUAAUAAUAACUAUCCAAUUAGAAUUCAUAAUUCCAAUAUCAAUAUAUGUGAAGGAAGAGAAGUAAUCAAAGAAAACGAAGAAAUAAAUCAAUUACAAACACAAAUUAAGGUUAACGCUUGUAGCCCAUCAUACAGAUUAGGUAAUGAAAAGUGUACAAAUCCAUCCAACUUCUUAUGGUCACUACCAAAUAUGUUUACUACAUUAAAUAAUACACAAUUAUAUAAUACUACAUUACCAUUAAUCAAUAAUGAAUUAUUAAAUUCCAAUGAUAAUACUAUUAAUCAACCAAUAAUAUCUUCAUCUAAUUUAAACAAUCAUCAUCAUCAUCAUAAUAUACAAACAUCAAAUUCAUCUAAUGAAUUAUUAAAUGAAUUAUUUAAUUCAAUAAAUCCUAUAUCAAAUAUACAAUUGAAUUUAACAAAAUUAACUAAUUUAUAUAUAAAUGAAUAUUAUAAACAUAUUAAUCGACAAUUAUUAAUUAAUAAUAAUAAUAAUAAUAAUAAUGAAAUUUUCAAUCAAUCAAUAUUGAAUAAUUAUUUCAAUUCAUUAAAUUUAUCUAUAAAUGAUACAUUAAAACAACAAAAUUUUAUUCAUAAUAAUGAAUUACAAUUGAAUAAUUUAAAUAUCAAUUCAUUACCUAUAACAGAUUUUUCAAUUAAAUCUUAUCAAUCAUUAUUCAUCGAUACAAAUGAACCGCUUGAUUUAAGUUUAUCUACACAUAAACAAAAAAUUGAACAAGAAAAAUUAGAAAAUAUUUUAUAUUUAAAAUCUUAUAAUAAUAAUAAUAAUAAUCAUUCUCCAAUAUUUAUGAAUAGUACUGAUAAUACUACUAAUAAUAACAAUAUUAAUAGUAAUGAAGACUGGAAUUAUAAUUCAGCUUUUACAAAAGUUACAAAUUUUAAAGAAUCAUUAUCAAAAUCACCAAAACAAUCAUUAAAUCAUUUAAUAAUGAAGAAUGAAAAUGUAGAAAUGCAAAAAAAUUGUACAAGUACAAAUACAAUACAUAAUGAAAUCAAUGCUGAUACGACUAGUGAUAAUACUGGGUACUUCAAAUCACCUUCGGUAAUUUCAUUGGAUAAUGAAUUAACAAAUCAACAUCAAGGUGUAGAACAAUUUCAACUACUGAAUCAGAAAACCGAUGAAUCAAUUCUUUCUUCAUCUCCUUACUCUAUCAACAACUAUCCACUUUCUUGCUUUUCUCCAUCAUGUGAGGAAUUUCAUUAUCGUCUAGCUUACUUUUUAAUACGUGAUUUUCAUCCACCAAGAAUACUGGAGGAAGAAGGAUUCAAGAUUGUACAAGAGAUUGAAAAACUAUGUAAAACUAAUUAUUCACAAUUUACUGUAUCAAUGAUAUUACCAAUAUUAAAAAAUCUAUAUUCAAUAAAUAUUGAAAAAAUAAAUGAUAAUUUAUCAAAUCAGUUUUAUACUACUAUAAUAACAUAUUUAAAAACAAUUUUUAAUAAGAAUAAUAUAUUAGAAGAAUUUCUUUAUAUUUCAACAUUUCUUGAUCCACGUUUUAAGAAUUCAAUGAAUCAAAAUGAUUAUGAACAUAUUCUACAUAGAUUACAAAUAAAAAUAUCAUUAAUUGAUGAUUAUGUUGAAAAAAUGGGAUUACAUCGUAAAAUAAGUUAUAUGGAUGAAUUUCAAUAUUCAAUUAAUGAUUAUUUAAAUGAAAAAUCAAUUAAUAUUAAUGAGAAUCCAAUACAAUGGUGGAAUGAUCAAUGUGAUAAAUCAGAAAAAUAUUAUAUUUUCAAAAUUUUAGCUUUAUAUUAUUUAACUAUUCCAUUAAAUAUAUUAAAUAAUAAUAAUAAUAAUAAUACAAAUAUAGAUGAUAUUAAUAGUCUCCCUUCUGAUAUCAGUAGUCCCUCUUCUGAUAUCAGUAGUAAUUAUACUCAACAACAAAAUAUUAAUAAACUUAUAGAACAAUUUGAAAAUUGUUUUCAAAAUGAAAAUAAUUCAAUACAAAUUAAUAUGAGUAAAAUUAUUAAUGUUAACAAUAAUAGAUUACAAGUUAAUCAUAUUUCUACUGUAAUAUCUACUGAUUAUUGGAAAUCAAAUCGUUCAUUAAAUUUAUGGACUACAAUCGGAACUAAAUUUAUUCCAAUUUAUCGAUUUUUAAGAAAAAAUUGAAAAUUUUCUGAAAAUUUUGAGCAUACGGAUGAGGAUAUGAAUGUCUGAACUACUCAAUUGAAAAUAAUUUCAGCUAACUUAUCAAUAGUUAUUCACUCAUACAAUCAAAAUAAUAUUUGAAAAUAAAAUGUCUUUUGUUCUUUUCAAUGAAUGAAAAUCAAUUUCUAGUCUAUUCAAUCAUAAUUCUAAUAAUACACUAUUUAAUGGUCACA
Schistosoma margrebowiei is the source of this 3268-nucleotide messenger RNA. NCBI's taxonomy places the organism in Eukaryota, Metazoa, Platyhelminthes, Trematoda, Strigeidida, Schistosomatidae. The record is from the annotation of a GenBank genome assembly.